Messenger RNA from Insectozyma verbasci, 1662 nucleotides. The record is from the annotation of a GenBank genome assembly. Lineage: Eukaryota; Fungi; Ascomycota; Pichiomycetes; Serinales; Debaryomycetaceae.
AUGAGUGAUAAAAAAAUUGGUGUAACUCAUGCCAUUAGAGAAAAAUUAAACUUUAAAGAUGAAAGAUUAUGGAAGCGCUUUAGUGCUCGAAGACUAGAAUUAAUUGAUACUUUAGAUUUAAGUUUAAAAAAAGCAAGUGAACAAGAUAAUGAAAUUAAAAGAGUUGCUGAAACGUUAAGAAAUGAAUUUGGUUAUGAUUUAAGUUAUUCUCAAGAUUUUGAUAAGUUAGUAAGAGCUGCAAUUCAAAGUGUACGAAGAAAUAGAAAACGAAGUUCAAAGAAAAUUUAUUUUGAAAAUAACAAUGAUGCGAUUCAAAGUGAACCAAAGAAGAAAUCGAAAGUGGAAAACAAUAAAACUGCCCCUGGGGAAACUUUUUUUAAUGAUGUUUUACGAAAUGAAGAUGAAGUUUAUGAUGUGAAUUAUUCAAAAGCUAAACAAUUUACAAUUAAUGAUCGUGCAAAAAAUACUAUUGAUAAUAUUGUUAAACCUAGAUUACCACCAAUAAUACGAAAUAAGAAGAAUGAAAGUAUACCGCCAAAUGAUAUAGAAGAAUUAAAAAUUGAUUGUAAUUUUGCAAAAUCGAUAUUGAUUAAUAAAAUAGAAAGAUCAAAAACUUGUAAUGAAUCAAAUUUGACUUGUAAAUCUGAAAAUUUGCAAUUUUUGGGUAAGAAUAUAAUUGCAUCUUGUAUUGGAUACAUAUUCGAAAAAUCAUUUGGUAUGCUAAACCUACAGCUGAUACAAUAUUUAAGGAAUAAACUAAGUAGUGAUCUGUCAUUAGCUAAUAUUUUCAGAACACUUGAAGAAUACAAGACAAAUGGUAAAAUAAUCAUAAAUGAUGAAAUUGCAAUUACUUCAUUAUAUACUAUACUAGGUGGAUUAAUAAUAGAUUAUGGACUUGAAGAUAUAAUGUAUCUAAUAUGUGAGAUAUUAUACGUGUCUAUACUACAUGAAUACCCAUUGAUUGUGAAAAAUUCCAUACCAUUUAAAGCACAAGAUUAUAUGAAGUCUGACCUAAUGAACCAUAAUAAUGACUAUACCAAUAUCUCGUCAAAUUCAUUAUCAAAAUUAGCUGAAGUGGCUACAAAUUUACAAAUUAAUACAGGUGCAUCAUCAGGAACAACAAUAAAUACAUUAAACACAAUGUCAUCAACUGCUCCAUCUACUUCUACAUCAAUGACAACUACAAACACAGGAAAUACUAUUAAUGAUGCUCAAUCAAUAGCUAAGAAAAGAGUAUUACUUAAAUUUUUCAACCAAGUUAUUGAAUUUUUUUAUCCUUUGAAAUUUCAAGCAACUCCUAAAUACUAUGAAUUGAUUGAAAAUGUAAAACAAGUAUUCAAACUUCAUGAUUGUCUAAUAAUCAUAAAGUAUAAUCAACAAAUAAUACAAACAGAUUUCGAAAUAGAAAAGAUAUUCAAGAAUACGGAAAAAUUAAUUGAAUUUGAAGUAUUUGUACAAAAUUCAAUACCAAUAUAUGAGAUGAACCAAAAAGAUAGUAGAGAUAGAAUUCAUUUACCUCCACCAAUAAAUAAUCAACAACAAAGAUUUAACUUCUUGAGUAAUUUAGAAGAUAUAAAUGGUAGUAAUACUAGCUCAACAUCAUCUCCAAUACCUUUACCACCACCUCAACCUAUAUUACCAAGAUUUCAGCCACUUUUAUAG